AUGGCCCAAGCAGACCAGCUACGGGGCACUUGCCUCCAGGACAUCCAGCUGCAGUUCUGGACAGAGUCCCUGCAGGUAGUCCCUGCUCUCUUAGCUCCAGCAGUGAUUCUGGGGGUGGCCCUCGGCAUCAGUUGUGCAGUUUUGCUCUGUAUCUACGUGCUCAAGCCUCUGCUCCAGAAAAAGAAAGAUGAUUCCCAAAGUCUCCUUAAAAACUUGGAUGCUGAUGUGCAUCUUUAUGAAACUGACUCCCUAACAAGAGAGAAGAGAAAGGAAGCUCAGACACCAAUUGAAGAAGAAAUUCUUGGGGAAUAUGAGUCACCACUCAACAGUAACAUCACAGCGUUUGCAUCAAAGGCAAAAGUGAUCUAUCCCAUCAACCAAAAAUUUAGGCCUCUUGCAGAUGGAUCAUCUAAUCCAUCUUUGCAUGAAAAUCUGAAACAGGCAAUUUUGCCAAAUCAAAUGAUGGAAGUUUCUCCUUCAAGUAGUCUUGGGUCCCUCAGCCAGGGAGACAAAGAAGACUGUAGUUCUUCUACCAGCAUGCACUCUGCUAUUAGUGAUGACCGAUUCCAUGAUAGAACCUUCCUUAAGGUGAAUUCUUUCCCAGAGGUGUUGACCUGUGAAAGUUUUGAUAUUAGCUUGUGUCUGCAUAGCCUUCACCUGAAAAAUCUGCUGCUCUUAGACAAGGACCUGAGGCAGGAAAAAUAUAUGAUGUUUAUCCAAAUCCUCAAAAUGUCCUUAAUUGAUAUUCUUCCCAAGAAGAAAACUGGUGAUGACAUGUAUCAAAAAAUCAUUUCAAAACAAGAAAUGGAUUUGGAAGAAUUAGAAAAACAAAUUCAUUCCAAAUUAUCAAAUACAGAGAUGUUGGGUGCUGGUAGUUCUGAAUAUUACACACUGGAGGAUAUUGAAAGGAAAGAGAGAGAAUACUCAGAACACAUAAUAGAUAAUAUGGAAGCCUUCUGGAAACAAAUGGAAAAAACCCAGCAGUUUCUUCUAGACCAGUUGAAAUGUUUAAGUGCCAAAGUAGGACAGAUCAUGCAGAAUCUAGUGGAAAGAAUGAUUAGAGCAGAAGAGUUAUUAAGUGACUCUCAGGACUUGCAGACUUUGGAUAUUCAAGAAAGAACAAUGGGUUGGGAAUAUAUGGCCAAAAUGAUCAACUCCUUAAAAUUACAAAUACAGGAAGAGACUAAAUGUCGGUUGACUGUGAUUUCCCGGGCACUGGAAUCAUUAACCAUUGCAGGGAAACUCUCAGUAAGACAGAAGGAAGAGCUACUAACACAAUUGCACAAAACUUUCUGGGAAGAAGUAGAACGUUUUAAUAGUGAAUUUGUUCAGAGAGGUAAGGACCUAAUCAAGACUUCUCUGGCUCACCGGGAGGUGAUGAUAGAAAAGAUGACAUUGACUCAUGAAGAAGAGAGGGUACGCCUUCUUGGAAAAGCACAAAAAAUGACUGAUCCUGAUGAGGUAGUUAAGGCUUAUCAUGAAGUCCUGGAAAAGCAGAGACUGACUCGAUAUGACCUCGAAGAGGAGGAUGAUUUCAAGACUACCGAAGCAGUCACCAAGCUGUGCCAGGAACUAUAUAGCAGCACCAUCCAAACUUUUGAAAAAUUCAUAGAAGAAACAUUUCUUCAUACACUCUUGGAAAUGACUGGCCUUUCCUUGGGAGAAUGUGAACAAUGGAGGCAAGAUGUCCAACACAGUGGAGCCCUCGACUUGGAGAAAUCAGAUCGCUUCCGAGAAAAGCAAUGGACGCUUUUCCAAGAACUUCUUGACCAAGAAAAACAGCUUUGGGCUGAAGAGUAUGCCUUGUCUGGAAUCAUGCAGAAACAGUUUUUGGAGAAACAUGAGAACAUUAUCCGUGGAGUGCUAUGUCGCCUGGGUGGUCUCAAUGAAGAGUCAAGAAGAUACAUAUUACAGAAACAUAAGCUGAUGAUGAACUCAAUCCUCAGAAGACUCUCACUCCGAAAUAUCGCUGCAGCCACAAUGACUCAGAUGAGAAUGUCCAGAAAAAAGUCUCUCCUUCAGGAACUAAAAGAACAGUACAUCCUAGAAAAGAGUUCCUCUCAGUGUCAGGAUGAGCACCAAUGGCAACUCCUUAAAGCAAUGGAGUCUCGUAUCCUGGAAGAAGAGAAGAAAGUAAAGGAAGAGACUCAACAAACACGUCUAGAAUUCCACCAGCAUUUCAUUUUGGAAGUUCAAGAAUGUAUUCAGUUUCUGCAUCAACACAUGCAGCGAGUGAUUGGAGAAGCCUUGCUUGAACAUGCUCGUUGUGAUAUGGCCAAAAACAGAGGCAAAGACAGAGAUGACUUCAAGGGGACAUUGAUAGAAGCAGCCGUAGAGAGUGUCUAUGUGACCAGCAACAAUGUCAACAGGCUUGUCCAUAGUUACUACCAACAAAUUGGGAAAAUCAUGCAGGGUCAUGAAGAGAGAAAACUCCAGCAGCUCAAGACAUUACAGGCUGAAAGAAUGGACAAUUACAAGCUUCAGAAGAAAACGGAAUUGAGCGACCCAUCACCAAGUGGAAACACAUCAAGCCCUGCCUCCGAUGUACCCAGCACUGUCCAUCAAAGGUGAGGUGUCUGCAGUUUCUCACCAUUAGAAAUCCUAUUAGUGGUUUUGAUGUUUUUCUUAAUAAAUGUUUACUGCUG
Gracilinanus agilis (Agile Gracile Mouse Opossum) is the source of this 2645-nucleotide messenger RNA. RefSeq names its product EvC ciliary complex subunit 1 (gene EVC). Gene Ontology annotation, biological process: smoothened signaling pathway. The transcript is spliced from 17 exons. The record is from RefSeq and is a predicted model, not a curated record. Lineage: Eukaryota; Metazoa; Chordata; Mammalia; Didelphimorphia; Didelphidae. Bases 1 to 2571 code for a protein of 856 amino acids.